AUGUAUCAUUCUCGGGAUCAAAAUUUUGUUCUGUCAAAAGAUGAUUUACUGAAUUAUAAAGCACAUGGUUUAGUUGGUGAUACAGUUAAAGUGAAAUAUGAUAAUGAAAUAUUUAGUGGUAAAAUAUUAUUUGCUGCUGAUGAUGAAAAAUCAAUUGAAUCAUAUACAAUAAUACCAACAUCAUCAUCAAGAAAACGUCGACGAAUAAAUACAACACCACCAAAAUCUACUGCAUCUCCGAAACCUUUUACAGAUAAGCAAAUCUCAUCAAAUAUUAUUGAUCAACUUAAUGCUUGCCCAAUAUUACAUACAUUAGAUCAAAAUGUUAAAGCAUUAGAUGAUGAAAUGAAAUACUGUUUUCUAAAUAUGAACCAAAUCAAAGAAGCUACUAGAAUGGCUAACAGAAAUCAAAAGGAAUCUCAUGAACAAGAAACACAAACAGAUGAACCAUUUCCCAGUAUUCGAUUAAUAACAGAUUAUGGUAGUGAAUUUUGCCAAGAUAAUAAUGAUUUUAAUGAUGACGAAGAUUGUUAUGAUUUACAAACGUUAAAUACACAAAUAAAACAGCAUGCUAAUAUAGAAUACGACAAUAAUCGUGAUACAGCUAGUUCAAGACCGACAUUACCUCUCGAAAAUACAAUUACAAUAGACUCAAAUCAUGCAUUAUUGACACAAGUAGUUGGGAUUUUACUUGUUAAUUGUAUACAAACUGAUCAAACAUUAAAUUCAGAUUGUAAUUCUACAAGACACUUACUACACCAUCUUACUAAUUCUUCAUAUUCGUUUCAUGAACUAGAAAAAGGUUCAAUUGAUGGAAAAAUUUCUCGUACUGUAUCGUUGUCAGUAUCACGAAUGAUCACUAUCGAUAAUCAUAUGUUAAAACUUUAUGGUUCAUAUUAUGAAACGUAUCGUAAAUCAAAACUUUGUGCUGCUAAACAACGAGAAUCAUUUAGAGCUCAAAAAUCAUAUUUAUCAAACGAUAAAACUACCGCAUUAACUACCACAUAA
Messenger RNA from Didymodactylos carnosus, 1008 nucleotides. The record is from the annotation of a GenBank genome assembly. NCBI's taxonomy places the organism in Eukaryota, Metazoa, Rotifera, Eurotatoria, Philodinida, Philodinidae.